UCGGGAGCAUCACUCGUGAGCACGCGCACUCUGUUCUCUUUCUGUAAUAGAAGAAUAAGCAGUAGAUCAUCCAGGAGUAACGAUGAGUAGCGCGUCCAUGGUGCACUUCUCGUCCUCCCGCUCCGGCGGCUUCUCGUCCUCGUCGCUGUCUCUGGGUGGCGGCGCGCACAAGCGCAUCUCCUCGGUGCGCUCUCCCAGCGUGUACGGCGGCGCGGACGGCCGCAGCGUGCGCGUCUCCACGAGCUACCAGCAGCAGCAGCACGGCGGCAUGUUCGGGGGCUCCUCGUUCUCCGUGGACGCAGGGAUGUCGGGCAACGAGAAGUACACCAUGCAGAACCUCAACGACCGCCUGGCCUCCUACCUGGAGAAGGUGCGCGCGCUGGAGAAGGCCAACGCGCAGCUCGAGCUGAAGAUCCGCCAAUGGUACGAGAAGCGCGCGCCCGUCUCGCGUGACUACAGCCACUACAUGACCACCAUCAACGACCUGCGCAACAAGAUCAGGACAGCCAGCCUGGAGAACGCCAAGAUCAUUCUGAACAUCGACAAUGCCAAGCUGGCAGCAGAGGACUUCAAAGUCAAGUAUGAGAACGAGCUGUCGCUGCGUCAGUCCGUGGAGUCUGACAUCAACGGGCUGCGGCGCGUCCUGGACGAGCUCACCAUGAACCGCUCCGACCUGGAGAUGCAGAUCGAAGGCCUCAAAGAGGAGCUGAUCUACCUGAAGAAGAACCACGAAGAGGAAUUGGCGGCUGUGCGUUCUCAGAUGUCCAGCAGCAGCGUGAACGUAGAGGUGGACGCCGUUCCUCAGGAGGACAUGUCUCUCGUCCUCAACGAGAUGCGCUCACAGUACGAGGGCAUUGUCGAGAAGAACCGCCGUGAAAUGGAGGCCUGGUACAAGGUCAAGUUUGAUGACCUUGGCAAGCAGGUGAAGAUGAGCACUGAGACCAUCGAGACACACCGCAGCGAGAUCAGCGACCUCAAGAGAACCCUGCAGGCACUGCAGAUUGAGCUGCAGUCUCAGCUUAGCCUGAAAUCGUCUCUAGAGGGCACACUGCUGGACACAGAGAACCGCUUCAGUGCGCAGCUCAACCAGAUGCAGGUCCACAUCAACAAGCUGGAGACAGAACUUUCACAGAUGCGUCUGGACAUCGAGAGGCAGGCGAGUGAAUACAACGUGCUGCUGGAUAUCAAGACCAGGCUGGAGCUGGAGAUCGCUGAGUACAGACGCCUGCUGGACGGAGAGGACUUUAGCAAGAAAACCACAGUGACCAAAGUGGUUGAGGUUCGCCAGCCUCCUCCCAAGCCCGAGCCCGUGGUGACCAAGCGCAUUCGCACCGUCGUCGAGGAAGUGGUCGAUGGCAAGGUCGUGUCUCGCACUGAGGACGUGGACGUCUCUGUCCUGAACAAAAAAUAGGAUCAUAUACCCACCCAGUGCAAUGCCAUGACCAUGUAACAUGCCAAGAUAAAUAAUAAAAAAAGAAGUGGGAAGCAAAGUGAACAGUGAGAAAGUGACCGUCUGUGUGUGGAACAUCAACAUCAACAUCUGUAACUGCAGACGAGAAAAAAAUAAAAACAAAUGCUUUCAUCAG
This is a messenger RNA of Silurus meridionalis, 1586 nucleotides long. RefSeq names its product keratin 97 (gene krt97). Gene Ontology annotation, molecular function: structural molecule activity. Bases 83 to 1411 code for a protein of 442 amino acids. The transcript has 8 exons. Lineage: Eukaryota; Metazoa; Chordata; Actinopteri; Siluriformes; Siluridae. The record is from RefSeq and is a predicted model, not a curated record.